This is a messenger RNA of Peronospora matthiolae, 543 nucleotides long. Lineage: Eukaryota; Oomycota; Peronosporomycetes; Peronosporales; Peronosporaceae. The record is from the annotation of a GenBank genome assembly.
AUGUUCGAGUAUCACGAUGCUCCUAUAGGAGGACAUCGUGGCCGCGAGAAGACAUAUCUCACGGUGAGUCGAGACUUUUACUGGCCCCGCCAGUAUCAGUUUGUGCGCAAGUAUGUUCGCGCAUGCGAAGUCUGCCAACGAGUGAAGUCAAGUUCUUCACUGCGUGCACCUUUACAGCCUCUACCGGUUCCGGCUGAGUGCUGGGAUCCAUCCCAAUGGAUUUUGCCUUCGGGUUACCCAAAGACGCACGCGGGAAUACGGGUAUUCUCGUAUUUGUUGACAGAUUCAGCAAAAUGGUACACCUUGUGGCUGUACCCGAGUCAAUCACGGCAAGUGGCUGUGCUUGUGUCUUUAUUGACACCAUCUUCCGACUUCAUGGGUUGCCCCGUGAACUCGUAUCAGACAGAGAUCCACGCUUCACUGCUGAUUUCUGGCGUUCCGUGUUCAAAUCACUCGGAACGCUUGAAGAUGUCGACAUCUGAUCAUCCAGAGUCAGUUGGUCAGACGGAACGUGCCAAUCGUGUCCUCGAAGAGAUACUUUGA